AUGACCAAAAACUUGAUUCCAUCGAUAUUGCACAACUUGAAUGAUUUUUUGAAGUAUAAUGACUUUUUCAAGUUUGGAAAGUUCAAUUGGUAUGUCAAAAGGACCAUUCCCUUGGAUUCAAUUAUUUUGAUGUUUGUUAUCAUCACCGUGAAAUUCAAGUACGAGUUUAUGGCCUUGAAUGAGUUGGUUAUCUAUGUCAAGUUGAUCAACAAGGCAUUAUUUAUUCUUCAUCGCAAGUGGUUCAAAAACGAAAAGUACAAGAGAAUGUUGUCUCUUGCCAAUAUGACCUGGGAGUACAUUCUCAAAAAGUUCAACAUCAUCAACCUUAUCAACCAAUAUAUGUCGUUGAACCUGAAGAGAAAGCAAGAUUUCAACAUGGAGUUCAUUGAUUUCCAUGUUUCAGGUUACACGAACAUGACUGAGUUGUUCAGCAUUAUGGAUGUUCCUCAACCACUCUUGUUAGAUCCACAAACAAGAAAACUUGUUCCUGUUACUUCAGACGCCCACAACUCCAAUGCUGAGGAGUCGCCCAAAGGAACAUCAAUGUCAAGGUCAAGCUCUGGUCAGCUGAACGAUCUGGCAGCUAGUUUCCUUCAUGACAACUUGAUGCAAGGAGUUGAUAUUGCUUCACCUGAGCUUAAUGCUGAAUCAAUGCCUCAUACAAGUAGAAGUGAACUUGUGCAAAUGAAGGAAAAGUUGUAUUAUGACUUACGAAACAAUUAUGUGGAUAUUAACGACUACUGUGCUUUCUACUCGUCAUUGGAGAACAUUUUACAUGAACUUCUUGACUACAUCAAUGAUAAUGAGUGA
Messenger RNA from Meyerozyma guilliermondii ATCC 6260, 810 nucleotides. RefSeq lists its product as uncharacterized. The record is from RefSeq and is a predicted model, not a curated record. Lineage: Eukaryota; Fungi; Ascomycota; Pichiomycetes; Serinales; Debaryomycetaceae. Bases 1 to 810 code for a protein of 269 amino acids. The transcript has a single exon.